AAUUACUAUAAGUUUUGAUGAGGCGAUAUCUGGAGUUGCCUGUGAUCUUGAUUCUCGUGGCUUUCAUGUAUUGUGUAAUGCCACUGAAGAGGUGGUAGGGCAUGUAAAAAACCCUACUCUAUCACUGGUAGUUUGCCACUCAUACGAGAAUUGCAGGAGGAGGGUUUUGAUGUUCAAACUGCAGGCUAUGGCUUAA
Ilex paraguariensis (yerba mate) is the source of this 196-nucleotide messenger RNA. Lineage: Eukaryota; Viridiplantae; Streptophyta; Magnoliopsida; Aquifoliales; Aquifoliaceae. The record is from the annotation of a GenBank genome assembly.